This is a messenger RNA of Gavia stellata (red-throated loon), 465 nucleotides long. RefSeq names its product leukotriene C4 synthase (gene LTC4S). Gene Ontology annotation, molecular function: enzyme activator activity; leukotriene-C4 synthase activity; glutathione transferase activity. Gene Ontology annotation, cellular component: endoplasmic reticulum; nuclear envelope; membrane. The record is from RefSeq and is a predicted model, not a curated record. Gene Ontology annotation, biological process: leukotriene biosynthetic process. The transcript has 5 exons. The coding region runs from base 1 to 465 and encodes 154 amino acids. NCBI's taxonomy places the organism in Eukaryota, Metazoa, Chordata, Aves, Gaviiformes, Gaviidae.
AUGAGAAAUCAGACAGACCUGCUGGCCACUGUCACAGUUUUGGGAGUCCUGGAGCAAGCCUACUUUGUGCUGCAGGUGAUCUAUGCCCGACGCAAGUACAAGAUCUCCCCUCCCGAGACAACAGGUCACCCUGAAUUUGAGCGGAUCUUCAGAGCUCAGGCAAAUUGCUCAGAAUACUUCCCGAUCUUCAUCUCGCUCCUCUGGGUUGCUGGAAUCUUCUUCCAUCAAGGUGUGGCUGCAGGGUGUGGGCUGCUGUACCUCUACACCCGCUUCAAGUAUUUCCAGGGAUACGCCGUGGCUGCGCAGGGACGGUUGGGGCCGCUGUAUGCCAGCGCCUGGCUGCUCUGGCUGCUGCUGGGGCUGGCGGUGGCCGGGCUCCUGGCACACUUCCUGCUGCCCCGCUCCUCGGCAUGGCCAUGGCCGGCAGUGCUGGCAUGGCCCCUCCAGCUGCUCGGCGCCUGGUGA